Messenger RNA from Galleria mellonella (greater wax moth), 4029 nucleotides. Its product is annotated as SPRY domain-containing SOCS box protein 3-like. NCBI's taxonomy places the organism in Eukaryota, Metazoa, Arthropoda, Insecta, Lepidoptera, Pyralidae. Gene Ontology annotation, molecular function: protein binding. The transcript has 6 exons. The coding region runs from base 151 to 1062 and encodes 303 amino acids. The record is from RefSeq and is a predicted model, not a curated record. Gene Ontology annotation, cellular component: SCF ubiquitin ligase complex. Gene Ontology annotation, biological process: proteasome-mediated ubiquitin-dependent protein catabolic process.
UAACUUCAGUUAGUUAUUUUUCUAUAUAUUUUCUAUAUACAUUUUUUUGUUGUUUAGUGAUAUAUUUAAUAAUAAUUUUCGGUGCGGCUGCUGUCAAUUUUGUGAUCAAUGCGUUUAUUAUAAUAGUAAAAAAAAUUAAUAAGUGCCAAAAUGUUUAUUAUACCUCCUGGACCAAAACAAAACGGAGGAUCAGCACGCCACGCAAAACCUUAUUGUGAAUGUUGGAGCAAGCGCGGUCCUAUGACAUGGAAACAUUUAAACGUAUGCUCCUGUGGGGAAGACAAUGAUGAAAGCCAGUGGAAAUGGCAGCAGCCAGAUGAGAGAAGCCCGAGUCGAGUUGUGGUCAGCGAUGACCAGAAGCAGGUCACCUUCCAUCCAUUCUACAGCUCGGGCACAGCGGCUGUCAAGGGAGACACACCGUUGUUACACAAUCACCAUUACUAUUGGGAGGUGAAAAUGUUGACCGAGACAUAUGGCACUGAUAUUAUGGUAGGCCUAGGGACGAACAAAGUGAGCGUGUCCGACUCGCAGUUCGAGUUCACGUCGCUCCUGGGCCAGGACGGCGAGUCGUACGGGCUGUCGUACACGGGCGCGGUGCGGCACAACGCGACCACCGCCCUGGACUCGGCAGGCUUCUGCCGCGGGACCAUCAUCGGCGUCAUGGUCGACAUGUGGCGGGGCACGCUCGAGUUCUACCUCAACAGGAAACCACAGGGCAUCUCGUUUUACAACCUCCGCCGUCACCAGUGUUUGUUCCCGAUGGUCUGUUCAACAGCAGCCCAGUCCUCGUUGCGGCUGAUCUACGCGUCCUCGUGGCGCGCUUCCUUACUCGUGGAUGCGGCUAAAAUCCUAGCUGCGUCCGUGAGCGCCGAUGCGAGGCUACGGGUGCCACCCGGCAUCUGGUACACGCUGAGAUCAAACUUCUGGCUGACCUUUCCUAACCAGGGUUGUGUACUGGACGAAGAUGAAGAUGCCCCAAUGGAAAUCGAACCAGUUAAAUCGUCCACCAGCGUGUCCCUGGCAUCUGGGUUGAGCACAAAGCACAGGAAGUCGACCGCGUGACCGCCUUGCUGGGGACACACGGAGUCUUAACCGUCGCCCCCUCACCUCGUCUGAAUUUAGCCCUGCCCUAGGUACACUAGGAGAGACACGUCUGUAUAUCUAAAAUGACCACUUUAGUGUUUCCUAAUAGGAUCCUAAAAUGACUACAACUAAAGGUUUCACAUUUCAAAUCAUUAAAAAAAAAAAAAUGUAAACGUUGAAAAGCAUUCGGUUUCUUUAUUUGAAUAUAAUAUACUAUAUUUUAAAUGGUGUCAACUAAACAUUAAAUGAUUUUGGAAACGUCUACUCGUUAAUAAGAUGGAUUAAUAAUUAUAUUAAUGCCUUUCUAAAUUUUAAUAGUGGCAACACCACUAUUUUUCUUGACUGGUUUUUAUGAACUGGCUAUACUUUAUUUCCCUUUUAUUCCUAAAAAUGCCAAAUAUAUCAUCUAUUUUAGCUAUUGAAGUAUUUUGCCUUUUUUUUUUUUAGCGCUAAAUUCCCAAUAGGAAAGAGAGUAAUAAAACACUCCAAUAGUUAAAAAGAUUUUAAAAUAUUUAAUUUUUAAUAAACAAUGUAGUUUAUCUUUAAAGGUAACUUUAACUGACAUUGUAAUCCGUAAACUGCACUUGUUGUAUUUGAUUGUUGAUAUGUCAAAUUUCAUUAACUUUAAAAAGAGCCGACUUAUUUUUUAAGUUUUUCUUAAAUUUAUUGCUAUAAUUUUUUGUACGAAACAAGAAGUAUAUAUCUAUUCAUUUAACAAACUGUUACUUAGGUGAUUGUAAAUGUGUAUCGUUUUAGUAUCCACUUGUGAAUUACCAAAGUGGCUGUUUUAGACCUUAUAAACUUAUAAGUAUGCAAACUUGUAUUCGUAGUCAGUAAUAAGAUUGAAUUACUAUACUAAUAGGUACUUAAUGGAAGCCGUUAAACGGUUAAUGUAUUAGUUGCCAUACAAUGUGAUAGAGCAUUUAUUACGAAGCAAUGAGUCAGUCAGAAUUUGUCUCUUAGCUUAUUUUUUAAUGGUAUGGUAACCCCGCCUGCGCUAACGGGAUACGCUGGCGGAGCACCAGUGAAGGGUGAUAGAUGAGAAUGAAAUCAGGCCAGUUAGCCCAUCACGAUGAAUUCAUCAGGAAUUAACCAUGAUAGUUUCCAAGGGAACCGCGAGGAGGUCGAUCUGGUUGGGUAUAUUGCUAGCAAUGGGAUUCUCAGUCUACAUUACUAACAAUCCUUUUUCCCCCCUCUCUUAGCUUAUUGCCAUAUGGCAUUCUCUACCAGCUAACUAUUAGGUAAAAACAGAAAGCGUAUGAAGGGCAGAUGUGGUGAAAAAUAUGUCACAUAAUUAUAGUAACAUAUUGAAAUAUAUAUACAUACAUACGAUAAGCAUUCUAAGAUAUAGUUUUUAUAUAUUUAUUACUAUCGCCCUACCAUUACCCCGUUACCCUAAAAUUGUCCCGAAUAUGAGGUAAUUUAUUAUUAUAUGGAAAUGAUAAUUCUGCAUCUGGCAACUCUGUAACGUUCGCAUCGCACGCAUCGUGUUCUUAAAGCACGGAAAGCUCUAUGUCGAUGUCACGAUGUGCCAUCUGACAUGCUUUUUUCCUCAUUUAUCACUCACUGGUACCCCGACAGUGUAUACCGAUAGUGCAGGCGGGGUUACCAUUCCAAUGUCACCCAUUGGGGGAAGGGAUUGUUAGUAAUGCGGACUAUCAGUCCCAUUGCUAGCAAUAUGCCCUAUAAGAUCGACCUCUACGUGGUCCCCCAUGGAAACCAUCGUUCUGGAUGUAUUCAUCACGAUGGGCUAACUGACAUGCCUUUUCUUUUACACAAAUCGCCCCCCACUGGUGCCCCGCGAGUGUAUACCGUUAACGCAGGUGGGGUUACCGUUCCAUUAUCAUCAAUUAAAAAAAUGUCACCCAUUAAAAGAGUACGGGAGGCUUUUUUUAUUUCCAUAUGCAAUUUAAAAAAUGUUCAUCUUUGAUGGCAGUACGCACCUUUUUUUUUUAUGCAACUUAGAAUGGCAAACAAGCUGACGGCCCACCUGAUGGAAAGUGGUAACCGUCGCCUAUAGACAUGAGCAGUACCAUGGACAUAACAGAGUAUACUGUUACGCUUUUCUGUUUUAUUUGUAUAAUUUUGUGUCAUUGUGCCAUAUAGGGAAGAGCACUGCUUAUCCUAAAGUACAGGAUUUACCUAUUUAGGGAGCAGAGUUUUACCUAUAUUUAAAAUGUAACAUUUAUUUUUGAAAUAAAUUAUUAUUAUUAUUAUUAUUAUUAUUAUUAUUUUCGUUGAGCCAGUAGUUGUUACGCUUGGCAGGCGGGUUGGCAACCGCAGUUAGGCUUAUAUUUUUAAAUAACAUAAAUACAAAUUAUUUUAAAAAAAUGUAUGAUUUAUGUAUGAAAUGAAUAAUUUUACAUUUAUUUUAGUCAUAUAAUGAGUCUCUAAUGUAAAUCAAUUAUCAUUUAAUUAAAAUAAGCUAUAUUUUAACAAUUAUUGUUAUAAAUCGCAUUAUAUGGAAGAUAGAUUAAGUUUUUGACCGUUUGGUUUUGUAGCAGAUGCAGAGCCCUCUAGCGCUUGACUCAAUUCGAUAGCAUAUACAGUCUGUGGCAAGGAAUUCAAAUGUAAAUUGUAAACUUUUGUUCCAUGUCCGACUUUUGUUCUCUGUUCGAUUUUCAUUUUAUUGCUUUGUUAAUGUAACCAUUAAAAUGAACAAUAAAAAAUUACAAGUUCUUUGUCCGGAUAAAUCCGGUCCGGUCGUAUAUAAUUCUCAUUAUUUCAUCACAAAAUACAUUUGUGAAUAAUUGUAACAUUAGAUUCUAAACUCAAUCCGGCCCUGCUUCCCUGCUUUUAUUGUUACGUAAAGUAAUUAUUCCAUUAAGAAAAUUAAUAUAACAUAAGAAAAUUUUUAUUGACUGACUUAGAAUUUUGUAAUAUAGUUAAUUUUGAAAUAAAACGAGACUGUGAUAAAUUCAUACAAAUAAUUUUAUUUAUCAUCCU